Messenger RNA from Alosa alosa (allis shad), 2631 nucleotides. RefSeq names its product family with sequence similarity 167 member B (gene fam167b). The transcript has 2 exons. Bases 147 to 713 code for a protein of 188 amino acids. The record is from RefSeq and is a predicted model, not a curated record. Lineage: Eukaryota; Metazoa; Chordata; Actinopteri; Clupeiformes; Clupeidae.
UUACAUCCAUUGGUUAACUCUGAGGCUGAGCCACUAUCCACAGUUCUGCACCAGACAAGGCACGGAUUGGCUGAGAAGUUUCCCAUGUUCUUGACUUUCCCAAGUUUUGACUCUCCUAUUGUUGCUUAUAGCUCCUGUGAUUCAGGAUGGAAUUCAAAGAACUAGGUGGUGAUGACAUCUCCGACGGAGAGACGGAGGGUUUGGACAGCGUGAAGGCGAUCACUGAAAAACUCAAAUUGCAAACACGCAGACCAUCAUAUUUUGAGUGGAAGGAAAGAUUGGAAAGCCGGCCUUGGGCAGAGACCGCAGACGUUACAAACAGUGAUGAUACCGAUGAACAACCAAACGUGAUUGAAGUUUCCAAAGAUGAGAAUUCAGAACCAACUGUUCGGAAUAUUUGUGGUUUUGAAACUAUCGACGAUGCACUGUCUUGGCUUCGGAGUGAACUGAGGGAGAUGCAGCUUCAGGAUAACCGGCUGGCCCGGCAGCUUAUCCGCCUGCGAGCGGAGAUCCACCGCAUCAAGGUGGAGCAGGUGUGCCACCGGCACAAGGAGAUGCUAGACGACGCCACCUAUGAGCUGGAGGAGUGCGGUGAGGAGUCCGACCUGCUAUGUGACAUCCCCAUGAAGGCUGCCUUCGCCCUGUCCACGCCGCUCAAGCACCUGGGACUCACCAAGAUGAACAUCAACUCUCGCCGCUUCUCACUCUGUUGAGUGAGAUAGAAUUUGUUGACGAUUCUAAAAAAAAAACUAAAAAAAAACUCUUUUUGUUAUGACUGUGCAGGCUAUGUGUUGUGCUUGGCUGGAUGUGGUAGGUAAGCAUAAAACACAUCAAGCAUCAAUGGACCGAUGACAGAUUGAACAGGAAUUGAAGAGCCAUUAAUACCAUUGAUUUGAGCCAAGCCCUGUUAUGGGAUACUGUUGGUUGCUGAGGAGGUUUUGGCUCAGAUUCUGUCCUUCCGCAGGGCUCCAGUGUCAGAUUGCACAGAUGGUGAGGACAGACUACAGUAGUUGCUCCACAGUAAUGCAAGUUUGGAGAAACAUAUCAGGUCUCACACAACCCCUAUAACUGCUUCACCUAAACACCUAUCAGGUUUAAGCAACUCGUGAUGCACAAUGACAUCCCUAGCAAGCAAGAAAAUAUAACUGCCACUCAUAAAAAAGUCACGUGCACUGGCAAUAACCAGCGUCAUGUGUUCUGGAGAAUGCGUGGGACAUUCGCAGCCAUGCACAAGUUAGAGCUCUGGCGAGAGGACCAGCUCCUGUAAUCGUCAGCGCUCUCCUACAGAGAUGUGGAGAAGCAUGUCGGGCAGGCGCUCACACAGCAGGGAAAGGGAAACAAAAAAAAAUAUGCGCCCUUAUCCAGACCUGGCAGACCUCCCGCAACACCAGUCACACAGGAAGCACGAGGUCGUGGUCCAACAUUCUGUCACUUCUUCCCCAGACACUGAAAAUAGCUGGGAUCGGUAGAGAGGUUAUGGCUGAAGUGAAGGGGAUUGAUGGCAGGUUGCGCCCCCCAUGUCUACUCAACCCAUUUAAUCUGCAUAUCUCUUUGGCUCGUACUGAAGCUUUCCACUGCAUAUACAGUAAGAUGCUGUGAAAUAUGCAGAUCAUUUUACAGCUUUGUAUUUGGUGAGGAAUGCCUUCCAUGCACUUGCAGAAAUGUGGGUGCACCUUUAGUUUAUCAAACAAAGUCACGUGUCAAAAAAGCACACAUUGAAUUAAUCUGGGUUCAGAUGUGCUCACAGAAUGUUUUAGUAUGAUCCUUAUGUAAAAUGAUACAGAUGUAUAGGUUGUAUAGUAUCCUCAUGGUAUAUAUUGUAACAUUUUAAAUGUGUUGAAUAUAAUAAUAUUGUGAAAGAUGUCAAAAUUACGAAGAGUAAAAAAAAUAUAACAAUUUGUUUGUAAAAAUGCCUUACUAUAUUUUCCAGAAUAUGUCUUUCAUAUCACAUGCCUUAUUGGUGAGAAAGCUUAAUGGUGGGAUGUAUUUUUGAAUGUAAGUUCUCUGAAAGUAGAAGUUGCCUUCCUUGAACCAACGUCUUUAUUCCAAACAAUAAACACACUGAGACAAAAAAAAAACUAUGCUUCUGUGGUGCAACCAAUAGCACUUGAUCAUGAAUCAAUUGAUUGAAAGUGUAAUGCUAACAAGCACACCAUUCACCAGUCUAGCCAGUCCUAUGCUCCUACAUCUGAUGUUGACCAUACUAGCACUAUAGAUUUAUAUCAGCAAAGUGUGCUUUAAAAUUGACUUCAUAGGCCAUGUUGAAAUAUAAUGAAAUCUUCUUAUGUACAGGCAUUUACAAUAGAACAAAAAAAAAGUAUGUUAAGAUGAUGCAACAUAAUUGUAGAAACUGUCCUGUAAUAUAAUACACAAAUAAAUGCAUUUAGGGCAAACAGCUUAGACAUACCGUUCAACCUAAAGGUGAAUAACAUCACAUACUGUAUGAUAUCAGAGAAAAUGAUGAAUUGACUGACACUUUCACAGACUGAGUAAGUUGAAAUGACAACUUUUUUUUUUUUGGCAAAGAUCCUGAGAUAUUUGUUGGGGCUGUGAAAUGCUUCUUUGAAAUAAAUAGGCAAUCUAUCCAACUGAAAGUAGUUUGAGUAUCGUUUUUCAAGACACCCGAAUAAG